Myotis davidii is the source of this 738-nucleotide messenger RNA. RefSeq names its product dpy-30, histone methyltransferase complex regulatory subunit (gene DPY30). NCBI's taxonomy places the organism in Eukaryota, Metazoa, Chordata, Mammalia, Chiroptera, Vespertilionidae. The coding region runs from base 169 to 468 and encodes 99 amino acids. Gene Ontology annotation, cellular component: Set1C/COMPASS complex. The record is from RefSeq and is a predicted model, not a curated record. The transcript has 5 exons.
GGCCCCAGGCCCGCUGGGGAGUUCUGCGCAAGCGCGUUAGUCGUGCGACAACCGUCACUUACGGCCGAAACGGUUUGUGCGGGGAGUUGGCGGCGCGCUGCAGCUCUUAGGGACGGACGGCUCGGGCGCGGGACUGGUAUCCGGGGACUGUGACUCGCAGGGUCCGCCAUGGAGCCAGAGCAGAUGCUGGAGGGACAGACGCAGGUUGCAGAAAACCCUCACUCCGAGUACGGUCUCACAGAUAACGUCGAGAGGAUAGUAGAAAAUGAGAAGAUUAAUGCAGAAAAGUCAUCAAAACAGAAAGUGGAUCUACAGUCUUUGCCAACUCGUGCCUACCUGGAUCAGACAGUUGUGCCUAUCUUAUUACAGGGACUUGCUGUGCUUGCAAAGGAAAGACCACCAAAUCCCAUUGAAUUUCUAGCAUCAUAUCUUUUAAAAAACAAGGCACAGUUUGAAGAUCGAAACUGAUUGGGAAGAACAGAAAAAUUUGGUUUCUACUAUAGAUUUACAUGAUUAAGAGGCAGCUUUAAUUGCCAUGAUUUCCCCCCACCCCUUUUUGGAAGUAUAAGAACCUUCAGGACAACAACUUGUUCUUGGAGUUGCAGAAGAAAACAUAUUUCCCUUAUUUUGAUUUAAUCACCAUACUUAUAUUUAAAGAGUGUAUUAUGUGCAAUUUUUUCUCAGAUUGUCUUUAACUUUGUUUUUAAAAUGACCUUCAAAAUAAACUGUUAAAUGUCA